CAGUCGAAUUUGGUUGAAUGGAAUUGACAUAACAUUAACGCAAGCUGUCAUACAAGAAAGCACAAUGCGUCUAACUCAAAAGUUAUGCGCUCAACAUUUGGAUUACUGGUUCAAACAACAAUGGAAACGGGUGGGUCAAAGAAUCCCAAUUGAUACUGGCGCGCAAGCGGAGCUAGAAAGAUUGGGAAUCAAAGUAAUCGAUGCCAAGGAAGUGCUGCAGGAUCCGAAACCAGUGAGAGAAAAUUUCGUAUUCGACAAGCUGGUCCCUGAUCCUGUUGUCAUUCAACAGGAAAAGGCCGCAUAUGUCCUCCGGGAUGAAAACGUCUUAUUGGAAGGUACAGCACAAGCACAAGUCCUGCUUAAAACGAUCCAAGUGGAUGGAUUUCCAAAGAACGUGGAAGAGAAGUUGGAACAAGCGAAGAUAUCCCCGUCGACAAAUCGGAAUGUUCAAAACGCCAUACUAGCGUCGCACCUAUUCGAUUGCGAACAGAAGAAAACGGCAAUCAUGAAAGUUCCCGAGAAACCGAUGUUUGUUUUGCCGAGGAAUUAUGGGAUAACUGAUGAUCGCAAAAACCGUCUUAUCAUCUCCAAAUUACUUUUCGAAUGUGAAAAGUUACACGGACGUUCGCUUGUUUUUCAAAGACGAUUAGGCAACGAUUUAAAGUGCCACAUUCACUUCAGUAAAGAUGAUCACCCACUUCAGUUUGAUUUUAAUAUAGACACUAUAAUUACAUCUAAACGUCCACUCGACCCCGUUAAAGAUAGAAUCAAUUCAGAUCUGCCGGAUAUCUUUCCUCUGAAAAGCACAAUUUCAAUUCCGGUAACCAAGAAGUAUGAAAUCCAAACAGUUUUCCCUAUAACCCAAAGUACAUCUUUCCCAAAUCCUCAUACCAUCUUCUUGCAUUUUUCACCAUUGAGUGUUGGAAACCUGUACGGGACUCCAGUGACUGAUAGUCAGUUCCAAGCGAGAAAUAUGCUUAAAGCCUUCAGUGUUGCAGCUGCAAGAGCAAAACAACUUUAUGGGGACAAUGCAACUAAUCUGGAGAAGCCCGUUGUUGUACAGAGCGUGCACACCGAUGGCAAAUUAUUCCACUUCGGUACGUAUCAACUUAAUACCCUAAACCUAGAUGGACGUGAUGGGCUGAAAAACUAUUGGUUCCAAAAACCAACAACGGAACUUUUCCAUGAGUGCAAAUAUGAUGUUGGGCGACCUAUUUUGACAGGGUACAACAGUGCAGUGAUUAGUUAUUUGAAUGCCUUCUAUGGUAAUGAUUAGGAUGAAUGUCAGAAGUUGUUAAGAACUAGAAAUUUGCUAAUAUAAAGGAGAAAAUAAAACAAUGAUUUUCAUUUUCUAUUUUCAA
This is a messenger RNA of Hermetia illucens (black soldier fly), 1361 nucleotides long. RefSeq names its product 39S ribosomal protein L37, mitochondrial (gene mRpL37). Lineage: Eukaryota; Metazoa; Arthropoda; Insecta; Diptera; Stratiomyidae. Bases 65 to 1276 code for a protein of 403 amino acids. Gene Ontology annotation, molecular function: structural constituent of ribosome. The transcript has 6 exons. The record is from RefSeq and is a predicted model, not a curated record. Gene Ontology annotation, biological process: translation. Gene Ontology annotation, cellular component: mitochondrion; ribosome.